GUCAUUGGAGCUGCUACCUUCUUGUCAACAUGCACGGAAUACUUCUGACCACAGGCCUCUUUGUGGCAUUUGUCACUAUGGCCUGCUCCGAAAGGCUGGUUUGUUACUACGACAGAAAGGCGGCCGCCAGAUCCUUCCUUGGCAAGUUCACUCCAGCCAACAUUAAUCCAUUUCUGUGCACCCACAUCAUCUAUAGUUAUGCAGCCAUUGAUGACAAAAACAACAAGAACAGACUGAUACCAGUAGAUCCGGCAGAUCUGAUUCUGUACAACGACCUGAUUAAACUUAAAUCGGUUAAUCCAAAUUUGAAAACUUUACUAGCUGUAGGUGACCCAUCAGGCAAUGACGAUCAGGCUUUCUCUGUAAUGGUGGCCUCACCAAAUACCAGAAGGAAUUUUAUCGAUUCAGUCAUCCUUUUAUUUCGGGAAUACAGUUUUGAUGGGCUAAAUCUGGACUGGCGCUAUCCCGAUGUCAAUGCAAACAGUAAAAAAUUCACAACUCUCUGUCAGGAGCUCAGAACAGCUUUCUCCAGCGAAUCACUGCUCCUCACUGCCAGUGUAUCCGCUACGCAGACAAGUGGUUAUGAAGUCUCAAAGAUUGCUCCUGAACUGGAUUUCAUCAAUGUUUUAACAUACAACUUUCACAGUCCAACAGAAACCGGCCACAGCACAUCACAGUCCUUUAGGUCCAUUUAUCACAAAACCUAGUGAUACUCUG
Boleophthalmus pectinirostris (great blue-spotted mudskipper) is the source of this 717-nucleotide messenger RNA. RefSeq names its product chitinase-3-like protein 2. Gene Ontology annotation, molecular function: chitinase activity; chitin binding. The record is from RefSeq and is a predicted model, not a curated record. Gene Ontology annotation, cellular component: extracellular region. NCBI's taxonomy places the organism in Eukaryota, Metazoa, Chordata, Actinopteri, Gobiiformes, Gobiidae. The coding region runs from base 30 to 707 and encodes 225 amino acids. Gene Ontology annotation, biological process: carbohydrate metabolic process; chitin catabolic process. The transcript has 8 exons.